GCUUCUAAUUCUUUUCCGAUUCUAAAUUCAGAUAGUCAACCUGAAGAGAAAUUACCACUAUCCACAUCUAAUACACAUGAACUCCACGAUCCAUUUGAAUAUUCAAAUUCACCGCAAAUCCCAUUUCAUCAAAGUUGUAAUGAAUCUCUAGACAGUAUUGUGGAUGGACCUUAUUUAACCAAUGACUAUCACCCCACAAAUCUACAGCCGGAAACACCUUUCUCUAAAAACUCAAUCUCUCAAAACCUUUAUAAUUUCGAUAAUUUAUAUGAUGUACCUCAAUACGUCGAUCUUUCAGCCACGUCCCAAACCCCAAAGCCACGAUCGAACACAGCCGUGUUAAUUAAAAGGCUCAAAUUAGAAAAACCAGUAAAAGGACAGCGACUACUCACCCUGAACCCUUUAUUUGGAGCAUCAGAAGAUGAUGACGGAGGAAACACAUCUACCGAAACGGUCGUCAGUUUCCGAGAUAGUAGUUCCACUGAGACUUCCGAUACAGUGGUUAAUAAUGGCAUGGGAAAAGGACUUAAGGGAAUUGGAAAAGAGAAAGUAGAGCAAAUUCGAGGAAAAAAUAAAUUGGUUAGUCCUUCGGAAAUUGAAAAUUGA
This is a messenger RNA of Ambispora leptoticha, 606 nucleotides long. The record is from the annotation of a GenBank genome assembly. NCBI's taxonomy places the organism in Eukaryota, Fungi, Glomeromycota, Glomeromycetes, Archaeosporales, Ambisporaceae.